Messenger RNA from Dreissena polymorpha, 5319 nucleotides. RefSeq names its product cell surface glycoprotein 1-like. The record is from RefSeq and is a predicted model, not a curated record. The transcript has 7 exons. NCBI's taxonomy places the organism in Eukaryota, Metazoa, Mollusca, Bivalvia, Myida, Dreissenidae. Bases 1 to 759 code for a protein of 252 amino acids.
AUGUCAACUGCUGACAGUGAAGAACCAGGCAGUCUGACCCAUGAUAGGAGGGAGCCAAGUGAAGAGCCAGCCAGUCUGACCCAUGAUAGGAGGGAGCCAAGUGAAGAGCCAGCCAGUCUGACCCAUGAGUCCAUGUCAACUGCUGACAGUGAAGAGCCAGGCAGUGUGACCCAUGAUAGGAGGGAGCCAAGUGAAGAGCCAGCCAGUCUGAGCCAUGAUAGAAGGGAGCCAAAUCCUCAAGAGUCCAUGUCAACUGCUGACAGUGAAGAGCCAGGCAGUCUGACCCAUGAUAGGAGGGAGCCAAGUGAAGAGCCAGCCAGUCUGAGCCAUGAUAGGAGGAAGCCAAGUGAAGAGCCAGCCAGUCUGACCCAUGAGUCCAUGUCAACUGCUGACAGUGAAGAGCCAGGCAGUCUGACCCAUGAUAGGAGGGAGCCAAGUGAAGAGCCAGCCAGUCUGACCCAUGAUAGGAGGGAGCCAAGUGAAGAGCCAGCCAGUCUGACCGAUGAGUCCAUGUCAACUGCUGCCAGUGAAGGGCCAGCCAGUCUGACCCAUGAUGAAAUGAGGCAGCCAAAUCCUCAAGGGACAGGGACAAGAAAAGGAAUGAAACGAAAGUGGGCCAGCGAAGAGAACAUAUGUUUCAUGAACUUUUUUAGAGAUGAAUUAAGAGAAAAAAAAAAUGCCAUCUGGCUCAAAAAUAAUGGGGUCCCUAAAAAUACUUACCGGAAGAACAGUGGCCCAGAUAAGGGCAAGGGUCCAUAACAUUAUUAUGGAAAAACAAAAAUGGAAAAAGAAUUGUUGAACUGUGGAAUAUGUUUAUGCCCCUGGUAGGGUGGCAUAUAGCAGUUGAACUGUCCGUCAGUUAGUCAGUCUGUCCAUCUGGCCGAAAACUUAUAUGGCCAUAACUUUUUCAAUAUUGAACAUAGCAACUUGAUAUUUAUACCCCUAUUACAAUUGGUAAUGGGGGCUAUAUAGGAGUCACGUUUGUCGGUCUGUCCCGAUAUUUCAUCCGAUCUUCACCAAACUUGGUCAGUAGUUGUAUGUAGAUAAUGUCUAGGUCAAGUUUGAAUAUGGGUCAUGCCAGGUCAAAAACUAGGUCAUGGGGUCACUUAGUAUGUUUUAAACUGUAAGUUUGUACGGACCAUAGCUAUGUUAUUUAUCGUUACAUUUUUAAAUGACUCGGUACAUUUGUUCACCAUCAUGGAACGGUGUGUCGCGUUAAAAGAAAUUACGUCAAUAUCUCAAAGGUCAAGGUCACACUUGGGAGUUCAAAGGUCAAAUGCUUGUCCGGGCCAUAGCUUUGUUUUUUAUUGUGAGAUUUUAAAAUCAUUUGGCACAUUUGUUCACCAUCAUUGAACAGUGUGUCGGGCGAAAGAAUUACGUCGAUAUUUCCAAGAACAAGGGCACAAUUUGAGUUUAAAGGUAAAAAAUGGCCAUAAUUUAGCUUGUCUGGGCAAUAACUAUGUUGUUUAUUGUGCGAUUUUAAAAUCGUUGGCUCUUUUGUUCACCAUCAUUUGACAGUGUGUCGCGCGAAAGAAUUACGUCGAUAUCUUCAAACUCAAAGUUGUAGUUUUAGUUCAAAGGUCAAAAAUGGCAAUAAAUUAUCUUGUCUGGGCCAUAAAUAUGUCAUUCAUUGUAAGAUUUUAAAAUGACUCUGUACAUCAAUUUUGUUCAAAGUCAUUGGAAGGCUUGUCAUGUGAAACAAUUCAAGAGUUCAAAGGUCAAAAUGGCUAUAAAUGAUAAUGGCAUAAUGAUUCUUAAAAAAUCGCCAUAAAUUGUAUUAUCUUGUUUUGUGAAGACAGCAUACAAAAUAGUCUGUGUCAAUGCGUUAUGUGGGGGUAUAUGUCACGUCUGUGACAAAGCUCCAGUUGGCAUGCAUGUGCAUCUUGUGAAGCUGCACAUAUUGAGUGGUGAAAAGUGAAGGUCAAGGUAAUCCUUCAAGGUUAAAUGUUAAAUAUAUUGCUUCUGUCCGUCCGUCUGAAAACUUUAAAAUUGGCCAUAACUUUUGAGCUCACCUGAGUGCAACAUGCUCAUGGUGAGCUUUUGUGAUUGCCUUUUGUCCGUUGUGCGUUGUAUGUCGUCAACAUUUUGCCUUGUGAACACUCUAGAUGCCACAUUUAUUGUCUGAUCUUCAUGAAAUUUUGCAGAACAUUUGUCACAUUGAUACCUCGACUGAGUUCGAAACUGGGUCAUGCUGGGUCAAAAAUUAGGUCACUAGGUCAAAAAAACAACAAAAAAACUUGUGAACACUGUAGAAGUCCAAUCUUCAUGUAACUUUGUCAAAAUGUUUGUCUAAAUGAUAUUUUGGUUUAGUUUAAAAUUGGUUCCGGUCCGUUGAAAAACAUGGCCGCCAGGGGCGGGGCAGUUUUCCUUAUAUGGCUAUAGAGAAACCUUGUGAACACUUUAGAAGUCAAAAUGUUUGCCUAAUCAUCAUGAAACUUGGUCAAAACAUUGGUUUUAUUUAUAUUUUGGACGAGUUUGAAAAUGUUCCAGAUCAGUGAAAAACAUGGCCGCCAAGGGGCGGGGGAGUUUUCCUUAUGUCUUUAGUUAAACAUUGCUAACACUCUAGAGGCCACAUUUAUUGUCCAUUCUUCAUGAAAUUUGGUCAGAAGUUUGGUCUCAAUGAUAUCUUAGACGAGCUGAAAAUGGUUACGUUUGCUUGAAAAACAUGGCUGCCAAAGGGCGGGGCAUUUUUCCUUAUAUGGCUUUAUAUGGCUAUAGUAAAAUCUUGUUAACACUCUUGAGGCCACAUUUAUUUUCCGAUCUUCAUGAAACUUGGUCAGAAUAUUCAUCCCAAAAAAUAUCGUAGACAAGUUAAAAAAUGAUGCUGGUUGGUUGAAAAACAUGUCCGCCAGGGGGUGGGGCAUUUUACCUUAUAUGGCUAUAGUAAAACUUUGUUAACACUCUAUAGGCCACAUUUAUUUUCUUAUCUUCAUGAAACUUGGUCAGAAGAUUUGUCCUAAUGAUAUCUUGGAUUUGUUCAAAAAUAGUUUUGUUUGCUUAAAAAACAUGGCCACCAGGGGGCGGGGCAUUUUUCCUAAUAUGGUUAUGUAUCAUGCUUUACUAAAACAUUGUAAACACUCUGUAGGCCACAUUUAUUUUCCGAUUAUUAUGAAACUUGGUCAGAUGAUUUGUCCUAAUGAUAUCUUGGAUGAGUUCAAAAAUGGUUCUAGUUGGUGGAAAAACAUGGCCACUAAGGGGGCGUGGCAUUUUUCCUUAUAUGGCUAAAGUAAAACCCUGUUAAAACUCUAGAAGCCAUAUUUAUUGUACGAUCAUCAUGACACUUUGUCAGAAGAUUUGUCCCAAUGAUAUUUGGACAAGUUUGAAAUUGGUUCCAGUUGCUAAGAAAAACAUGGCCACCAGUGGGCGGGGCAUUUUUCCUUAUAUGGACUUAUGAAUCUUCUUGAAACUUUGUCAGUAUAUUAGUUUAAAUGAUAUCUUGGAUGUGUUUUUCACGUUGACAUUUGAAGCUUUAACUUUGUAUGAUUCUAAAUAUGUGUCAAUGCUGUCAGUUGAAUUUUGAAAUAUGAAGUUUUACAUUUUUUGUAGAUUAAAUAAUUUGUAAAAUGUUGCAGUUUCGUCAAUCAGUUUUAUAAGAUAUUGAGCUUUAAAUAUGAUGCAGAUUGUAAGAUUCUUAAUAUCUUUCAAUAUUGUGGAUAAGUUUUUGAGAUAUCAAGCUUUGAGUUUUAUGCAAAUUGUAUGAUUUCAAAAUGUUUUAAUGGUGUUGAUCAGUGUAAUGAAGAUUGCAUAAUUUUUAUGUUUUAAUUCUGUCUAUUGGUUUUCAAAAUGAAAGACUUUGAUUUUGUAAGUGCACUUUUAUCUCCUGAAAGAUUCUUUACUAGUGUUUAGUUUAUAUUUUAAGGCUGUUUGCAAACUCGAAGUGAAAACAGUUCUAUUACAAUUUGGUAAGGACAUGACAUUGCAUAUCUGAUUUUAAAAUGUACUUUGCUGGCAACGUGUAAUUUUCUGAAAUGUCUUAGUAAGACUGUUGUUUGCAAUCAAAAGGUCUGUGCUUCAAAUACAGGGUAAUGCAUGUUUUUUGUCCAAAUUUAUGGCGAUUCAGACAUUGUUCUAUGAAAAUUUGGGGUUUGCUUGAAGGUUCAGUCUAUUUUUAUGUCCCUCACUAUAGUAGUGGGGGACAUAUUGUUUUUGUCCUGUCUGUUGGUUGGUUGGUUGAUCUGUUUAUGCCAACUUUAACAUUUGCAAUAACUUUUGCAAUAUUGAAGAUAGCAACUUGAUAUUUGGCAUGCAUAUGUAUCUCAUAGAGCUGCACAUUUUAAUUUUCUGAAAGGUCAAGGUCAGAGGUCAAAUAUAUGUGGCCAAAAUCGCUCAUUUUAUGAAUACUUUUGCAAUAUUGAAGAUAGCAACUUCAUAUUUGGCAAGCAUGUGUAUCUCAUGGAGCUGCACAUUUUGAGUGGUGAAAGGUCAAGGUCAUAAUUCAAUGUCAUAGGUCGAAUAUAUGGCUUCAAAGCGGCGCAGUAAGGGGGAUUGUGUUUUACGAACACAGCUCUUGUUGUUAACUGCCUUUUUAGUCCCUUACCAGUGUUUCACUAAAGUCCGUGUACUUUGGACUCAUUUCAAGUUGACAUUUGAAGCUUUAACUUUGUAUGAUUCUAAAUAUGUGUCAAUGCUGUCGGUUGAAUUUUGAAAUAUGAAGUUUUUCAUUUUUUGUAGAUUAAAUAAUUUGUAAAAUGUUGCAGUUUAGUCAAUCAGUUUUAUAAGAUAUUGAGCUUUAGUUAUGAUGCAGAUUGUAAGAUUCUUAAUAUCUUUCAAUAUUGUGGAUAAGUUUUUGAGAUAUCAAGCUUUGAAUUUUAUGCAAAUUGUAUGAUUUAAAAUGUUUUAAUUUGUUGAUCAGUGUACUGAAGAUUGUAUACUUUUUAUAUGUUAUAAUUCUGUCUAUUGGUUUUCAAAAUGAAAGACUUUGAUUUUGUAAGUGCACUUUUAUCUCAUUAUGCCCCCCUUCGAAGAAGAGGGGGUAUAUUGCUUUGCUCAUGUCGGUCGGUCUGUCGGUAUGUCAGUUUGUCGGUCCGUCCACCAGGUGGUUGUCAGACGAUAACUCAAGAACGCUUGGGCCUAGGAUCAUGAAACUCCAUAGGUACAUUGAUCAUGACUCGCAGAUGACCCCUAUUGAUUUUGAGGUCAAAGGUCAAGGUCACGGUGACCCAAAAUAGUAAAAUGGUUUCCGGAUGAUAACUCAAAAAUUCAUACGCCUAGGAUCAUGAAACUUCAUGGCUAGAUUGAUCAUGACUUGCAGAUGACCCCUAUUGAUUUUGAGGUCACUAGGUCAAAGGUCAAGGUCACGGUGACCCGAAAUAGUAAAAU